This is a messenger RNA of Iphiclides podalirius (scarce swallowtail), 657 nucleotides long. The record is from the annotation of a GenBank genome assembly. Lineage: Eukaryota; Metazoa; Arthropoda; Insecta; Lepidoptera; Papilionidae.
AUGAAGAAAGUAGUAUUGAUAUGCUUAUUAUCCCUUUCGUUGUGUCUUGGCAAGCCUGCUGAUGAACAAGUUCCAGCAAAAUCUCAACAGCAAAAUGACACCGCUAUUGACCCAAAGAUAACAAUUUCAACAGAAACCUCUCAAGUUUCAUCAAUAGCUACCACAACCGAACAGAAAGCAGUACCCAAAACUAUCAGUAAUGAUACUCCCUCAACUGAGACUACCCCAAGCCCUAAUGAAACUAAAAUAAACGGAACACAACCUACAUCUGAUGAAAAUAAGACAAAGAAGGAUAUGGAACCACAAAAAAAAGAAGAAAAGAAAGUAGAGCCUCCAAAGGAAACAAACAGUACCACUGAAGUCAAACCCAUUACUGAUAACAAGGAAAUAAGUAACAAUACAUCUAAACCAGAAGAAACAACUAAACCAGAAAAAAAAGAGGAGAAAGGCAUUGUGAUCACAACUGAAAAGAGUGGCACAACUGUAAAACCUACUGAAUCUCCGAAAAAAGAAGAUGACAAGCCUGUUCUGCAAGCUAGAGGCUUUGAUGGACCCAGCUUCAUUGGCGGUAUAAUACUGACACUUGGCCUUCUCGCAAUUAGUUUUAUGGGUUUCAAAUAUUACAAAAAUCAAACUGAAAGGAACUACCAUACUCUC